Messenger RNA from Candoia aspera, 2969 nucleotides. RefSeq names its product VPS11 core subunit of CORVET and HOPS complexes (gene VPS11). NCBI's taxonomy places the organism in Eukaryota, Metazoa, Chordata, Lepidosauria, Squamata, Candoiidae. Gene Ontology annotation, molecular function: protein-macromolecule adaptor activity; protein binding. Gene Ontology annotation, biological process: intracellular protein transport; endosome organization; vesicle-mediated transport. The record is from RefSeq and is a predicted model, not a curated record. Gene Ontology annotation, cellular component: HOPS complex; endosome. Bases 16 to 2787 code for a protein of 923 amino acids. The transcript is spliced from 16 exons.
CGCUCGCCCGCCAAGAUGGCUGCCUACCUGCAGUGGCGGCGCUUCGCUUUCUUCGACCGGGAGCUGCUGACGGAACCCAGCAGGGGCCCCGUGCUGCUCCCCCCGGGCAUCGUGGUCUGCGACUCGGGCAGGGGCAGCCUCGUCUUCGGGGAUUGGGAAGGGCAGAUAUGGUUCCUGCCGCGCUCCCUGGAACUGAGCAGCUUCCAGGCUUACAAGCUGAGAGUGACGCACCUCUUCCAGCUGAAGCAGCACAGCAUCCUGGUUUCGGUGGGGGAGGAGGAGGAAGGAAUCAAUCCUCUGGUCAAAGUCUGGAAUUUAGAGAAGCGUGAUGGUGGGACACCUCAGUGCACCAGGAUUUUCCCUGCAAUACCAGGCAACAAGCUCACACUUGUAUCCUGUCUCACCGUCCAUGAAAAUCUCAACUUCAUGGCUCUUGGCUUUGUGGAUGGGAGUGUUGUGCUUACAAAGGGGGACAUCACAAGGGAUCGGCACAGUAAAACUCAGGUCCUGCAGGAAGGAGGCCACCCAGUUACUGGACUUGUGUUUCGCCAGUCAAGCAAAACAACUCAUCUGUUUGUGGCUACCACCGAGAAAAUUCAGUGUUACACGCUUUCAGUGAAGGACUGUCCUCUGCUGGAACUGGAUAUGCGUGGCUGUGGACUGCGCUGCUCCACGCUCAGCGAUCCCUCCCAGGACCUCCAGUUUAUAGUGGCAGGAGAUGAAUGUGUAUAUCUGUACCAGCCAGAUGAGCGUGGGCCUUGCUUUGCCUUUGAGGGUCAGAAGUUGAUUGUCCACUGGUAUCGGGGCUAUCUGGUCAUAGUGUCGAAGGACUGGAAAACAUCCCCCAAAUCUGAUUUUGCUGGGGGAGAUCCGCAAAACUCUGACAAGCAAAUCCUGAAUAUUUAUGACUUGGGCAACAAGUUCAUUGCCUACAGCUCCGUGUUUGAUGAUGUGGUGGAUGUCCUGGCAGAGUGGGGAUGCCUCUAUGUGUUGACAAGGGAUGGGAAGCUCCAUGUGCUUCAGGAGAAGGAUACGCAGACCAAGCUGGAGAUGCUCUUCAGGAAGAACCUCUUUGAAAUGGCCAUUAACCUGGCUAAGAGUCAUCACCUAGACAGCGAUGGGUUGUCUGAGAUCUUUCGCCAGUAUGGAGAUCAUUUGUACAACAAGGGCAACCAUGAUGGUGCUAUUCAGCAAUACCUCCGCACUAUUGGGAAACUGGAACCAUCUUACGUGAUCCGUAAGUUCUUGGAUGCUCAGCGGAUACACAACCUGACUGCAUACUUGCAGAUGCUCCACUUGCAAUCGUUGGCCAAUGCAGACCACACCACCCUGCUGCUGAACUGCUAUACCAAGUUGAAGGACAUCUCCAAGCUGGAGGAGUUCAUCAAGACCAGUGAGAGCGAGGUGCACUUUGAUGUGGAGACCGCUAUCAAGGUGCUUCGCCAGGCAGGCUGUUACUUACAUGCUGUGUACCUGGCUGAGAAGCACAAGCACCAUGAAUGGUACCUCAAGAUCCAAUUAGAGGAUAUCAAGAACUACCAGGAGGCCCUGCGUUAUAUCGGCAAGCUGCCCUUUGAGCAGGCUGAGAGUAACAUGAAGCGGUAUGGCAAGAUCCUCAUGCAUCAUGUCCCCAAUGAAACUACUGAGCUGCUGAAGAUCCUGUGCACAGACUAUCGACCAGCGAAAGACCACGAGGGCUCCGGCAUGCUGGCAGAGCAGAGGGCCAAUCCUGAUGAGUUCAUCCCUAUAUUUGCUAACAACCCCUGGGAGCUGAAGGCCUUCUUGGAGCACAUGUCUGAGGUUCAGCCAGACUCUAAGCAGGGUGUAUAUGACACGCUGCUGGAGCUCCGUCUCCAGAACUGGGCGCACGAACAGGAUCCACAGGUCAAAGAGAAGUUGCACAGCGAAACUAUUAUCUUGCUGAAAAGCGGGAAGUUCCAGGAUGUCUUUGAUAAGGCAUUGGUCUUGUGCCAGAUGCACAACUUCAAGGAUGGGAUCCUUUACCUCUAUGAGCAGCACAAGCUUUUCCAGCAGAUCAUGCAUUACCACAUGCAGAAUGGGCAGUACCGAAAGGUGGUUGAGGUUUGCGAGCUGUACGGGGACCAAGAGGCCUGCCUUUGGGAACAAGCUCUCAGCUAUUUUGCCCACAAGGAGGAGGAUUGCAAGGAGUACAUCGCGGCUGUGCUUGCACGCAUUGAGACCAAAAAUCUCAUGCCACCUUUGCUAGUUGUACAAACUCUGGCUCACAAUUCUACGGCCACCCUGUCGGUUAUCAAGGAUUAUCUCAUCAGCAAGCUGCAGAGGCAAAGUUGCCAGAUAGAACAGGAUGAACAAAAGAUCCAGAAAUACCGGGAGGAGACCAAGCGGAUCCGCCAGGAGAUCGAAGAGCUAAAAACCAGUCCCAAAAUAUUCCAGAAGACAAAGUGCAGCAUCUGCACCAGUGCUCUGGAGCUGCCCUCUGUGCACUUCCUGUGUGGCCACUCCUUCCACCAGCACUGCUUCGAGAGCUACUCAGAGAGCGGGUCAGAGUGCCCCACGUGCCUUCCUGAAAACCGCAAAGUCAUGGACAUGAUCCGUGCUCAGGAGCAGAAGCGAGACCUGCACGACCAGUUCCAGUAUCAGCUGAAAUAUUCCAAUGACAGCUUCUCAGUGGUUGCGGAUUAUUUUGGCCGCGGCGUUUUCAACAAACUCACCCUCAUCACAGACCUUCCUCCGAGCAAAUCAGCCGCAGUGCUUGAUGCAAGCUUGCAGCGGGACCUGCUUGUGAAGACAAAGAGGAGCACCUAGAAGCUGGAGGAACCCUUUGGUCCUGAUCUGUUCAGUUGGGCGGCACAGGCAGUUUCUUUGUGGAGCUGGGAACUGGCAAAGGCUGGGAUUGUAUGGGAAGAAACAGUGUCAAGUUCAGCAUAAUUGCCAUAAGGGACAGGACGGAUGCGGAGAAGCAUGACUCGGAGGGGAAUUGACCCUUC